AUGGCUAAAGUGGUUGAAGGCCAUCGCAGAUUUCUUGGGUUCAAGAAGACAAUUCUACUGGACAGAAAGCUUCUUGUUGAUUUGAUAGACCAGUGCACAAGUGGAUCAUUGAAUUGGGAUGAAUUUUCAUCUGCAGUGAACGAAGCUCAUGCAGGUCGAAUGGGGAACCCAACUAAUAGGUUGAUGAUCCAAGACCGACCAACAGAGGAGGACUAUUUCUAUGCCAACCCAGAAGAGUGUUUGCAAUCGUUAGGUGAACAACUGAGUAGUACGUGA
Molecule: messenger RNA, 276 nt
Organism: Prunus armeniaca (apricot)
Lineage: Eukaryota; Viridiplantae; Streptophyta; Magnoliopsida; Rosales; Rosaceae
Source: the annotation of a GenBank genome assembly